AUGAGUGACCAUCAGAACCGCCAGAUCUACGAUUCGCACGACAAGGAAACUCUGAAAUUGGGGCUUUUCCCCAACCUUCUUCGACCUCUCUUUCCACCUCCGCCGCACCAAAUCGCCAUACCUAUCAAUGCCAGCACCCCAAUCGUGCUUUCAAGUUCAAUCCCAGAGUCGCCGUUAAUAUUUGUGAGGAAUUUUCCGGGCAGGAGGCCAGUGGUGGUGGUAGUUCCGCAAGGAAUGAGGCUGGUGGUUGUGGAACGUCUUGAAGAUUGA
Linum trigynum is the source of this 270-nucleotide messenger RNA. NCBI's taxonomy places the organism in Eukaryota, Viridiplantae, Streptophyta, Magnoliopsida, Malpighiales, Linaceae. The record is from the annotation of a GenBank genome assembly.